Euleptes europaea (tarantolino) is the source of this 1414-nucleotide messenger RNA. It is a transcript of the gene INPP5K, whose product is annotated as inositol polyphosphate-5-phosphatase K. The transcript is spliced from 13 exons. Gene Ontology annotation, biological process: negative regulation of insulin receptor signaling pathway; phosphatidylinositol dephosphorylation; negative regulation of peptidyl-serine phosphorylation. Gene Ontology annotation, cellular component: ruffle; plasma membrane; cytoplasm. Gene Ontology annotation, molecular function: phosphatidylinositol-3,4,5-trisphosphate 5-phosphatase activity; phosphatidylinositol-4,5-bisphosphate 5-phosphatase activity; inositol bisphosphate phosphatase activity. The record is from RefSeq and is a predicted model, not a curated record. Lineage: Eukaryota; Metazoa; Chordata; Lepidosauria; Squamata; Sphaerodactylidae. The coding region runs from base 11 to 1414 and encodes 467 amino acids.
CGGCCCGGGGAUGGAGCCGGAAGGGGGAGCCGCGGCGGCGGCGGGGCGGAAACGCCUGAGGUUGCACUUGAUAACCUGGAAUGUGGGCACAGCUUCUCCCCCUCCUGAUGUUACCUCUUUACUUCAACUCAGUUUGCAAGGCCUGGCAGUGGACAUGUACAUUGUUGGUUUACAGGAAGUGAACGCCAAGAUUGUGAAUUUCCUAUCUGACCUGGCUUUUGAUGAUCCCUGGAGUAUUUUCUUCGAGACGAUUCUCUCUCCUUUGAGCUAUAUCAAGGUCUCUUCAAUCCGAAUGCAGGGCCUCCUCCUUCUGAUCUUUGCAAAGCAUGCCCAUGUUCCCUUCAUACAGAACAUUCGAAGCCAGUUCACCCGCACAGGGCUAUACGGAUAUUGGGGAAACAAGGGGGCAGUCUCCAUUCGUAUGUCUCUCUAUGGGCACACGGUCUGCUUUGUGAAUUGCCACUUGCCGGCACACAUGGAGAAUGCAGAGCAACGGCUGGAUGACUUUGAGCACAUUCUGGAAAUGCAGCAGUUUGAAGGCGAAAACGUCCCCGGUGUCCUGGAUCACGACAUUCUUUUCUGGUUUGGUGAUUUAAACUUCCGGAUCGAAGACUAUGGCUUGCAUUUCAUCCGAGAGUCAAUAAACAAGAACAGAUUUAGCCUCCUCUGGGAAAAAGAUCAGCUAAAUAUGGCCAAGAAGAAAGAGGCCUUUCUUCAGGAGUUCAGAGAGGGGCCUCUGCAGUUCAAACCCACCUACAAGUUUGACCUCUACUCCAAUGAGUACGACACCAGGGCGCAGACGAUGCUGUUUUGGUUUAACGGGAAGAAACGGAAGCCCGCUUGGACCGAUCGGAUCUUGUGGCGGGUGAAGAGCCUCUUGCUCCACGCUUCGGAAGCAGGGGAGGUGCCGGAAGAGCAGGCCAUUUCCAUGUCUCUGCACAGCUAUGCCAGCCAUAUGAGCUACGGCAUCAGCGAUCACAAGCCUGUGACGGGGACCUUUGGGCUGGAGCUGAAGCCCCUGGUAUCCGUCCCGUUGAUCACCCUGCGUCCCGUGGGCCACUGGAGCACUGGACAGGAUGCCACCAUCAGCUACUCUGCUCUUCCUGAAUUUCCACACAGUGCCUGGGACUGGAUUGGCCUGUACAAGGUGACGUUCAGGCAUGCGAAUGACUACGUGGUCUAUGCCUGGGUGCAGGACAAUGAAAUUUCCUCUGAGGAGGAUGCGAAGCAGGUUUAUCUCAGCACCGAGGGGCUCCCCACAGAAGGAGGGCAGUUUCUCCUGGGGUAUUACAGCCACACAAUGCAAUCCAUAGUUGGCCUUAGCCAGCACUUCCAGAUUCAGCCAAGCAGAACGUCGGCCGAGAAGGACGUGGGAUGGGACGGAGAAGCGUUGCUGUGCGGAGCCACCAAAUGA